AUGAUAGGCACCAAGGACAACUACAAGGUGGUGAUUUCCUACGAUUUUGGAACCACGUUUUCAGGCGCAUCCUACGCCUUUACUCAUAAUACCACACCUGAAGUAUUUGAUGUACAAAAAUGGCCUCACAAAGGUGGCAGCUUCUACCCAAAGACACCCUCUAUAUCAGCAUACAAACGCUCAGAUCCUUCCACUAUGACCGAAUGGGGCCAUGGUGCCAAGAAGUUAAUGCUUAAACCACAAGCUGCCAAGGAAAACAUAAUUUUGUCAAACUUCAAACUCAAUCUCGAUGAGUCUCUGCAUAGAGGUAUCGCUGAAAACCGCAGAUCCCCAGUCAGCAACAUUGCGGAUUACCUGAAAGCACUACACAAACAUGUCUUGGAAGAUGUGACCAAGGGUUUCGCCAAGAAUUACGAUCCUGAUACCUUUCGCUAUUGCUUGACCGUACCAGCCAUGUGGUCUGAUCUCGCAAAGCAUUCAAUGAGGAAAGCAGCUGUGAUGGCAGGAUUGAUCAAGCAAAACGACCCGCAGGACAGACUGAUACUGAUAUCUGAGCCGGAAGCUGCUGCACUUUACUGCGAACGCAUGUGCGAGCAAGUCAAUCUGAAGAAGGGGGAUCGCAUGUUGAUUUGUGAUGCGGGUGGCGGAACAGUUGACCUGAUUGUGUUUGAAGUGAUGGAUGACAGAAUACAAAGCAACAACCGACUCAAGGAGGUAACAAAAGGCAUUGGCGAGAGCUGUGGCAGCGUGUUUUUGGAUGAAAAGUUCAAGGUGUUGAUGCAAGAGAAAUUGGGCGAUCAAGCCAAGACCUUACCUGCUGCGGCCAUGAACAAUUUGAUGGAUCAGUUUGUGGAUAACAUCAAGCCGGAAUUCGACGGUCUAGAUGACCAGUACAUCAGUUUGCCGGUAUCCAUCAGCUUGGACGACCUGAAUACAGAAGAUGAAUGCUUGGACGAGGGCACCAUGGCAUUGCGAGCCGAUGAAUUGAAGGAGAAAGUGUUUGAACCGGUAGUGGAGCGUGUGAUUGCACUAUUGGAAAAACAAUACAGCGCUGUACCUGACAAGCGAGUGUCAUGCAUAUUUUUGGUGGGUGGAUUUGGCUCUUCAAAUUAUCUAUUUCAACGCGUACAAGAAGUGUUUGAAUCCAGGGUGGAUCAAGUGUUGUGUCCUCCACGAGCUGCCAUGGCAGUGGUGCGUGGUGCUGUCUAUUUUGGAUUAAAUCCACGGGUCAUUACAUCCAGAGUGUCUCGCCGCACAUAUGGUAUCAAUGCAGGUUUGCCCUUUGAUGACAACCUGGAUCCCAUUUCCUCUCGCGUAGUUCGACCAGAUGGUAGUAUUCGCUGUACAUCACGAUUUCUGGUGUUUGUCAAGAAAGGCGAUGAGCUGCCAGUAGAUCAUUGCAUUCGUGAAAGAAUGUUUGUAUAUUACGGUACCAUGAAGGCGACGGAUAUCAUGCUGUAUGCCACUGAUGAGGACAAAGAGCCCCGGUAUUUUGAUGAGCCCAAUGUUAAACAAGUAGCCGCCAUCUCUGUGCCUAUACCACAACUACCUGAUGUUGUUCAUGGGGAGCGUAUUGCGUAUACUGUCAGAAUGUAUUUUGGCCUGACUGAAAUUCGUAUGGAAGCUGAUUUUGGCACGGGCAUUAUUCACAAGGUGCAAUGCAAUUUUGAUGCUUUUGACAAGUACGAUAUUGAGGAAAACACGUCGUCUUGA
Molecule: messenger RNA, 1713 nt
Organism: Mucor velutinosus
Lineage: Eukaryota; Fungi; Mucoromycota; Mucoromycetes; Mucorales; Mucoraceae
Product: 60S ribosomal protein L28
Exons: 5
Coding region: 1-1713 (570 amino acids)
Molecular function (GO): ATP binding; ATP-dependent protein folding chaperone
Source: RefSeq, a predicted model, not a curated record